AUGUUUGCUUAUACCUUCGCUGUUAUUUCAGUUCAUUUUCUUUAUCGAUAUUUUGCAAUCUGUAAACAUCAUUGGUUAAGUUUGUUUUUCAAACCAAGAUUUAUUUGUCUCACCAUUUGCUCUGUUUUAUUAUAUGGUUCAUCAUACAUACUUCUUAUUGCUAUAUUUAUGUGGCCAAAUGAAGAAACAAGACUUGUUUUAGAUCUUGAUUUCAUUCAAAAGUACAAUGAGACCACAAAAAAUAUACCAUUCUUUAUUGGAACUUAUGGAGUAAGUUUUAUGUGGUUAUAAAAUUGAUAUAUUUAUUCAUUGCCUGCAGCCUGAAUCCGAUAGAAGUGGGUUGAUUUCAAUGGGCUCGGCAGCAAUUAUUCUAUUGAUCUCCUUGAUCUUCGAUGCAAUUCUUGCGAAAAAUAUACAUUAUUCAAUCAAAAACUUGAACUUAAGUGAUAAUGUGAAGAAAAUUCAUAGAAAUUUAUUGAUCACAUUGAUAAUACAAACAACAAUUCCAUCAAUUCUCACAUUUUUUCCAUGCUUAAUUAUUUGGUUUUAUCCGUUCUUGAAUUUGGAUUUUAGUUAUUACAGUAAUUCAAUAUUUGUGCCGAUGGUUAAUUGUUAUCCAUUUAUUGAUCCAAUUGUUAUAACAUUGGCACUAAAUGAUUAUCGAAUGGUUGUGUUCAAAUGUUUCAAGAGGCCAACACAAAUUCAUUCUUAUAACACUUCUACGUUUUUCACCACCGUGCUGACUUAA
Caenorhabditis angaria is the source of this 748-nucleotide messenger RNA. NCBI's taxonomy places the organism in Eukaryota, Metazoa, Nematoda, Chromadorea, Rhabditida, Rhabditidae. The record is from the annotation of a GenBank genome assembly.